UGAAGAUGCAUACUCAGAGAAGGCCAAGCAACAUGUUAGAAGAUGUUGUAAGACACUUCUGCCAAGUAUCUUUUAUUAUGCUAGAAUCCAAGCAAUAAUUGAGCAUUUUCGAAAAAUUGAGAACACUAACGAUGAAUGAUAAGCUUGCUGGGCAAUACUAUUUGGAUAGAGACGAGUAUUUGGUACAAAGGCAAGGUUGGUUACAAGAAGAAGCUUGGGUUAUUUUAGUUAAUGAGUGGUGUAGUGAAGAGUGGAUUGCCAAAUCUAAGAAAAAUCGUGACAAUCGUGUUAGCUCAAAGUUCAAGCCUCACAAAGGUGGUUCCAACUCCAUGACUACUAUAAGUCAAAAAAUGGUUAUCAACUAAACUUAAUUGUUUUUCCUAUUAUCAGUUUAUCAUAUGAACAAUCAUAUAUAUAAUUAUAUAUAUAUAUCUGAUAUGUAUUGAAUGUUGUGCAAUACAGCCUGAGGAAACCGGCGAAGAAGUUAACCAAAUUCAGGCUUGGGUGCAUACACAUAGAGGAAUUGAUGAGAGCAAACCUCUAAUUCUCAAUACACCAGAAGCUACUAAAUGUCUGGCACUUUACACAAAAAGGCUAAAGAGUUAAAUGGAGAGAACUAUGAUACUCUAGAAAUGUUGUUAGUUCGAAGGCACUUUAUGACUACUCUAAUGGGAAGCCACAUGGAAAAUGGCCUCUCUUUAAUGGCAUUGUCAAUGACACCGAGGUAAUUGCUGAGCUUAGAGCUACUGGUGCAUCUUCAGCGGCCUUGAAGCGUCGCCGAGCUGAAGAAAUUGAGGAUGUGCUUCAAAAGGAGUCAGAGAAGGCUCGAAAGGCAGAGGCUUAUGCCAACAAUGUCUUGUCAUGGGGUGUUGGCAUGUAUGAGCACUGCAAUGGGAUACAAAAGUUUCUUCAGGCUUUUGCAACUAACCAAGGAGUGCCUCUUGGUGAAAUACCACCACCGCCAGUUCCACCACCUGCUCACUCAUGGUCUCCUCCUGGAUCUCCACAACAAUCUACUAUCCAAAUUCAAGAAAAUAGCGAAGAACUGCCCCCUUUGUGUGUUCAGCAACAUGCAAAUCCUAGCUCUGAUCAUGAACUUGAUGUUGGCUCAAAUGUUCCUGUUGCAGCACAAGAUGAAGGGAUGUUGUUUGGGGGCUUUUUCAGUGAGUGUGGAACUGGUGCGCUAA
Molecule: messenger RNA, 1187 nt
Organism: Triticum aestivum (bread wheat)
Lineage: Eukaryota; Viridiplantae; Streptophyta; Magnoliopsida; Poales; Poaceae
Exons: 5
Coding region: 798-1187 (129 amino acids)
Source: RefSeq, a predicted model, not a curated record